UUUUCACAUUUUUGUUUAAAUUCUAUUUCUACAACAAUAAAAAAAACAAACAAACAGGGGGCCUGAAAUCUCCCUUGAGACACCCCCGGUGUAUAAAAAUGGGUUUGUUCAGUGUUUGACUUACCUGUUCAGAGAUCAACACAAAUGUGUUAGCUUUGUGGGGCACAUGAUAGUGUCACAAGCCUCUUGAUAAACAGUCUAGUUCAUUAUUCUGUAUUGAUUUUUCUCUUCAGAAUUGUGGCAUUUCCUUCAUGUCCACACCCUUUUCAUAUGACUGCCUUGUGAAUUACUUGUGAACCGCUCCAACCGUCUCUCUUCAUAACACUGUCAGUGCUUCUGCAUAUGCAAAUGACCAUUCCCACAAGUCAGACACUCCGCUCACGGAGCCACAAACCUGUUGUCACUUGGACAGGACACAACUGGCUACAUACACUGUACAGAUAGUUCCACUUAGAAGUAUGAUAACUUGGGCAAACUGAUAUUUGCCAAAUAUGUGAAGGAUUAUUCUGAAGGAAUAAUAAUCAGUAGAGGAGAAUUCUACCCUUGGUGGCAGGAAGUGAAAUGAAUUCCGAGGAGAAAAAGGGGAUGUUGGAUCGUCUCAGUCAUUUUUUCAACCCCAAGAAACGGAGGAGCAAAAGCAGCCAGAUUUCAGACACCUCAGCCAGUGCGAGUUGUCCUGGUUCUCCAGCGUCGCCCUUGUCUCCACAGUCACCCUCACUUCAACAGCAAGAUGGCUUGAAGACUCCUACGCCUUCCCGAAAGGAUGGUAAGCCAGCAGAGACAGACCUCCAAGCGGGAAUGGAGACGCUCAGCCAAAGUUCUAGUCCCAGCGUGAGUUCUCUGUCGACGGGUGAAGGAGAUUUUCCAUUUGCGGAUUCUAUCAGUAGUAGCCGAAGCAGUGUAAGGGAGGUUCCUGUGUCCAGGGUGAACAGCGGCGGGAGUCAAAGGAAUUCAGGGAAUGUGACCCCCACUGUCCUGGACUUUGCAACCACCACUUUGCCAUGUGCUGAUUCAAGCUCAGAGGUCGGCUUUACAGAGUCAGUGGUGGAGGAAGUAAGCAAGAGGCUCCAGAUGAAUUUGGAGGAAAUCACUGUGAAAAAUGCAGAAGGUUUAAGUCAUACCCCAACGCUAAAAAUCAAGGAUUCGACUCCUAAAUCACAGAAUCUAACAUCCAUAACCUUAGGGACAAAUAAAACUAAAGUGACAUUUGGAGAAAAGAGCCACAGCAUGACCCUCCAAGGUAUAACUUUGGGCUCUCAGUCAUCAACGCCUCAACUCAUCUCUGGUUCUCAAGAUGCUGGGAGUGAGAAUUCAGUACAGAGUCCUUCACUGGAGAAAGACCAGGUACCCCCUGGUGAUUCUCCUGUUAAAGUCUACAAUGCCAUGUUAGUGGAAGUUUACCUGGAAGAGGUGGAGAAAAAAGAGAGGGAGGAGAUGAGCAAAGAGGAUAGGACGAAAAAAGGGGAGGAGGAGGGCUCCAUACCACUUUCGCCUCCUGUCCUGGCCAUACCUGUCACAGUAUUUCCUGAGGAUGAGUCAGUUACUCAGGAGGACACAAACAGCCCGUCCACCCCUUCACAGACUUCACUUCCCGCCAGAACUUUGCCAGAAUUGUCCAUCUCCUUGACAUCCACCCCCAGGGAUUUGCAAACCACUUUAAACCAGUCAGAUGAGCCUGACACUGGCACAGACUCAAAGAAACACCCCUUUAAGGACAAACAAAAGUCGAAAGGAGCUUGCGUUACCCGUAAGACUGUGAAUCUGCCUUCGAAGUCCAAGGAUGUGGCCCAUGUAGCAUCCGUCAGUCCUGAGCUAAGUUUGCACCCCGACAAGCAGGCGGGGGAGGAUAACAGCACACAUUCAGCUUCAAAGACAUCCGAGCCGACAAAGGCACAACGAUUACAACACCUUCAAAAUAAUAAUGAGGAAAGCAGGCAUGCAGAUGUUCCGUCAUUUGCACCAACAGAUGAGUCUGCAGACUCAAAUACUCCUGGACAUUUAGUGAAAGAAAAAACGGACUCUGAGACAUCUGAUUUUGAGGAUACAUCUGCAACUCCAGAUAUGCAUAGAGCAAAAUCACAACAUGUAGCAUCAAGGAUAAGAGGUCAUGCAGCAAACCAAGCAACAACCUCUAAACCAGGAGAUAAAGUAGCAGUGGUGAGCCAGCGUGCUACUGGAAGUGUAGCAAGGCCCUUAGCAACAGCAGCGGGAGGCAAGGCCAAAAAUGUGACAACAAAAGCCAAGGGCUCCACAGAGGACAUUAAAGUUGCUGCAUCCAGUGAUAUACCACCUCUAAAGCAACAAAGCAAUGGGAAAACUGUUUCGGUGAUAACACCACUAAAAGACAAAUGUACCACUGGUCUCACAAAGUCUAAAAUCCCCCAAAGGCAAAUAUCAGACAGUGACAUAAAAGCAGUGUCAGCAGAAAAAACACCAGUUGCUCAUGACUCUACAGCCACUUCCAAAUUACAAAAAAUCGCAAGAACAGCCAGUGAAUCAUUGAAAUCUCUGGUUUCUACAACCAAAGGUGUCCAGAAGCCAAGUUCUGACGAGGCAAAUCGGGUUAAAGCUCAGUCGGGUGACAGAGAACAUUUAAUGAAAGAAAAGACAAAGGAUGACGUCAUUAUUGAACACCCAGAGUGUGUAAACUUAGUAAAUGGCUUGGAGGAACACCAAGAAGAGAACAUUAAAAUGGGACGGCCACUGGAUGGACAAAACCUAGAUUCCAAAAAAAAUGACAAACAUACUUCUUUGAUAUCAAAAAGCCGUCUGCCCGUUUCAUCUCCGACUAGAAAAUUGAACAAUGAUGUUCCUAAAACGAGUGAAGCCAACCAUAGAAAAGUCACAUCUCCUCAGGCGGACUCGGACAGGAACAAACAAGCCCAGAAGUGCCCAGAACAGCAAGAACCAGCACGUGUGGAAAGACCUACCAGUGAGACGCCUUCUCCUUCUGGAAGUCCAAAGAAAGGCAUCCCAUCACUUAAACCUUUGAGAAACAUCUCAAAGACAAGCCUCAGCAUUGACAAUAAUGACACACCGAUUGUCACGAAUCAAGAUAAAGAAGACUCUAACCACAAAACAAAACACCUAAAGAUUCCAUCGAACACUUCUGUUCCUUCAUCUCCAAGCAAGCUCCCUACAAGGAGCCAGAGGGGCUCCAACAAUGUUAGAUCCAAACAACUUCAAAAUACCCCAACUGACAAUUUGCCAAACACAGAGAGUGUAGUCAAACCAACAGAUAGUAUUGUUACAAGCUGUUUAGAAGGCAGUGCCACUGAUGGUGCAUGUGACGUUAAGUCUGUCUCUCAAAACGAAAAACCCAGUGAGACAAUGGCAUGUAAAUCAGAUACCAGUGAAACCAAAGAGAAAGGGGCCGAGGUGCAGGAGGCCGAAGAGGCCCCAAGUAGUCCUAAAGGAAACAUUUCAAAACAAGUAAUCCUUGAUAAUAAGAAAACAAUUGUUGAAGUAAAACUUGAAAACAAAGGGAAAGCACUAAAAGCAGUGACAGCUAAUGUAUCGCUGGUCAAAGAGGCAUGCGGUGCGAAGACAAACGGGCAGAUAGAGGCACAUGAUGUCCCGCAACAACCGAUAUUGGAAACAUCGUCUAAAAAUGUACCAUGUCAUCUACAAGGUGACAGUUAUACCCUGGAACUGCAAACACCAGAGAUGUCCAAAAAUGUAAAGGACAAAGGACUCAUUUCAGUGACAGCCCAGCUUCCAACUAACACAGAAGUGGAUUUUAAUCAGGAAAAAGGAGCUUCAGAACCACAGCCGGUGAAACCUGUCUUGGGUGACAUAAUUCAGUGUGACAGCAUUACAACGUCUCACCAAGAAGGUGGUUCCGUCCAACCAUCAGUUACAGUCACAUCUAAAGAAAAUGCAAAUGUCUGUCCCAUGGAAUCUGCAUCAAAGGGCCAUCAAUCAGUUUUAACCACACCAUCCAUUUCUUUAAAUACUCCCAAUAAAAUGCAGAAUUGUGAAUUAUUUGAAAAGCAAGUUCCAGAAAAUAACAUGUCCCUCUCAGCACUUGCCAUAUGUUCAAUAAAAAAUACUGCAAGAGAAGAGAAAAGUAAAGAAGAGGUUCACCAGAAAUCAGCAGCGACAACACACACAGACACUAAAGCUGUUAGUGAGGCCCCCAAGAAUGUUGAAUGUCAUCUGGACAAAGAGCCUCUUUUGCAAGCAGAAGAAUCUGAAAGAGAGAAGAAAGAAUCCAAGUCAAGUGAAAAGCUGAAUGAUGCUUCAUUGUUGCCCAAUGACUCCAGCGGUGAGCUCAAGUCCCUAAGCACUGACAACGAUGCAAAGAAACCAAAGGAAUCAAGUAAUGUAACAUCAGAUCAGGUAAAUUUACUGCCAGCUUCAGAAGAGAAAACACAAACAGUCAACACCCAGAAAGAGAAGAAGAGUGAAUCUCAGAAACAAAAUAAAAUAAGUGCAGUAGUCUGUGAUGGUACAACCAAGAUGGUGAAUUCUAAAGAACAUACUGAGGAUUCUGUGAAGGAUAAGGCCACAAGCGAGAUUACAGAACCUCUGCAACAGAUGAAAGCAACAGAUAAAGAACAACUGGAACCUUUACCCAAUGCUGAGGGAGCCAGGAGUAACAAUGACCAUCGGGAGAAACCCAGUCAUGUUGAAAUGAAGACACCUGAUUUGACUAAAGAUAGUGAAACAAAGGCUACACUGAUGAAAAGUUCCAAUGGGACAACCAUCACCCAGGUUUGCAACAAAGAAGACACAAAGUCUGUGAGUGAAGCAGCAAAACAAGAUCAAAUUGAUGAUCAAGCAAAGGGAUCGAAUGCUGAAUCAGAGCCAUCAAAUAAAAGUAUGGAAGAAGUAACUCAAGCUAAAUCAGACAUCAUGGCACAAGAUGGUUUGUCCACCAGUAAAAUAGAACAUACUGUGUCUGAUACCAAAGUGGAAAUAUUGAACCAAGAGGAUAAGAAUAUGAUGGCUGCCCAGCAGAACCACAAACAGGAGGAUGGAGAUCAAAAAACAAAAUCCACUAAAAUAUUGGAUUGCUUGCCUGAUCAGAAUGAUGAAAAGAAAACAAAGAAGGAGACGCCAUCCAGCUGGUUAGACGUGGAACAUCAUCUCAAACACAAAAAGGGCAACAGAAAGCACCCUGAUGCCUCGCCUAGUGGGCAUGAUGAAUUGGAUGAUUUCAUCAGGAGCACUAAAGCAGGAGGCAUUCCUUUCUCGGUGCCUCUUAAAAAGCACCCCCGUAUGAAGUCCCCAUCUCCCCCUUUCGCUAUGCCACCCAUUAUGGAGGAUCAUUUUGAGACAACAUUUGACCCUGAACAAUUCCAGUUUGGCUUGAAAAAGAAAGGAAAAGGUUUAAAGGAUCCUUCUCCUGCAAUGGUGCUAAAACAAAAAGCAGCUCAGCGGGAAGGGCGGACCCUGGAAAGCCCCCACGGAGCAAACAAUUCCACAUCCUCAUGUAAUGAGGAAAAUGAGAUAAAAGGAAAAGAUGAAGUCCAACAGGGAGCAAAGAUGGAGCAGAACAAUGGCGAGCAGCCUGGGAAGCCAACAUCCCGACUACAAAGGAUAUCAAUCCUCUCUAGCUUACUGAGUUCCCCUCGCUCCAGUAAGACGAGAAAGGAAAAAGUAGCCUCUGACCCAAAUGACACUUUUUCAUCCAAACAACAGCACAAUUUGCCUUCGCUUGGAAAACAGGAAAUAACCUUUCCUGAACUUGAAUCAGAUAGGAAGGGUGCGGCGGGGAGAGGCGCAGGCGCAGGCGCUGCUGCGGGUAGUGGUAAUGGUACAGCCAGUGAGUCAACACUUUGUCCCGCCGCGCCUCCUCUGCCUUCAUUCCCACAAAUGAAACUGCCUGAUCAUCAGGAGAAAAACCUCAAAGACGGGGGACAGAGUGAGGUUGCCCAGGACCUGUCGGAGGCACCCAAAACAACACAGAAUUCUGACGGACGUGGUGCUAUGGAUCAGGCUUUGAUGCCUAAAGUCAGUAAUGCUGUGCUACCUCCACCCAGCAAAUACAUCUCAAAGACUCCUCCUCGAAAGAAAAAGUCCAAGACACGUGUGGAGAGAGGUUUUCACCAAAGACCCGGCAAAAUGUUCAUACACGAACAUGAGGAGUUUGGAGACAACGUGUAUGAACUCUGCUGUGAUGUCGAGGAUGCCACAGCGAUGAAACUGUCACCUGUCAUCUUCGUGCAAGUCAUCAGAGGAUGUUGGCUCCUGUAUGAAAACAAGGGCUUCCAGGGUCGUGUCAUUGCCCUUGAGGAAGGUCAAACAGAUCAUAUAGUAAACAUGUGGGCAGACGAUGGAGCCCCCAUGACCAUGGAUGAGAAGGGUCAGCCUGUGUCAACGACACCCAUGAUCAUUGGUUCUAUUCGAUUGGCAGUAAAGGACUACAGCAAACCAAGAAUCGACCUGUUCACAGAAGUUAAUGGCUUGGGAAGGAUGUCAUCUUACUAUGACGACACAGUGGAAAUUGGCUCCUAUAGGAUCCCACAGGCCACUGGUUCCAUCAAGGUCCAUUCUGGAGUCUGGCUUGUGUACAGUGACCCUGGCUUUGGAGGGUUUUUAGGAGUGCUGGAGGUGGGCGAGUUUCCCUGCCCUCAAUCCUGGGGUUUCCCUCAGCCGUUUGUUGGCUCACUCAGGCCCCUCCGGAUAGGAGCAAUACGGGUGGAACAUCCCAAAGAAGUCAAGGCGCUAUUGUUUGAGAAGCCUAAUUUUGAGGGAGCGUGUUUAGAAGUGGAUGGUGACUUGUACAACUUGAGUGAGGAAGAGAGAGAAGAACCAGACAGUCCAUGUGAAACUAAGAAGACCACCUCUGCAGUGGGGUCCCUCAAGAUACUCGGUGGUCUCUGGGUUGGCUACCAAGAGGCAGACUUUGAGGGUCAACAGUACAUCCUGGAGGAAGGGGAGUAUCCGCACUGUAGUGACUGGGGUGGAGCUGAGGAUGGUCUCCUCUCUCUGCGGCCCAUUUGUACAGAUUUCCUGUCUCCGCACAUUAAAUUGUUCAGUGAGCCCAACAUGGAUGCACUGGGCCUCAGUGUGGACCUGAUGGGUCCCGUUAUCAACAUGGAGGAGGUCGGCCAGGGUACCAAAACCCAGUCUAUCAACGUUCUGAGUGGAGUUUGGGUGGCAUUUCAAAAUCCUGGAUUCAGCGGUGAGCUCUACAUCCUGGAGAGAGGCCUGUAUACAUGUCCAGAGGACUGGGACGCCAAGACCUUCCAAAUUGCAUCCAUCCAACCAAUCCUCAAUGACACAGGGAUAGAGUCAAAGUUCAAGGUGAAGCUGUUUUCUGAGCCCAACUUCCAGGGGAAGCUGGUGGUCCUGGAGGACAGUAUGGCUACACUUGAUGAGGACUUUGUGACCAGGUCCUGUAAAGUCUUGGCUGGCAGCUGGAUCGCAUAUGAAGGAGAAAACUUCACUGACAACAUGUACUUGCUUGAGGAAGGAGAAUACCCCGACACUGAGUUCAUGGGCUUCCUGUCCUCAGACAUGAAGGUCCGCUCCAUGCAGACCACCGGGCAUGAGUUGUCGAUGCCCUCCAUUCUGCUGUUCAGCAAGUUAGGUUGUAGAGGGCGGAGGGCGGUGCUGACGAAUGGGGCCGUGAACCUGCACCAGGCAGGCUUGGAGGCUCACAUACGCUCCCUGGUGGUGGAAGGAGGAAAGUGGGUUUUGUAUGAAGGCAGCAACUACCGCGGUCGACAGCUUCUGCUCCAGCCAGGACAAGUGGUUGACUGGUGCAAGUUCAGCGGGUGGAAAGGAAUCGGAUCACUGCGUCCUUUGUUGCAGAAACAGAUUUGUAUCCGCUUACGGAAUAAGGAGACGGGAUGUGUGAUGUCAUUGAUGGGGGCUCUGGAAGAUAUCCAGCUGAUGAGGGUGCAUGCUGUGGAGGACACGGAUGGUGUGGAGCAAAUCUGGCUUUAUCGUGAUGGACAGCUUACCUGCAAGCUGGCAGAGGACUGUUGCCUGGAGACUACAGGCAACGUGGUGAUGGCAGGCAGUCGACUGUGUGUGUCCCCGGAGAGAGGCAAAGACAACCAGCUGUGGAACAUCACCUCGGAUGGUCUAGUACGCAGCCACUUUCAACCGGACCUGGUCUUAGAGGUCAAAGGAGGUCAUCAGUACGACAAGAACCAAGUGAUCCUCAACACGUUUGAGGAGGGAAAACCAAACCAAAGAUGGACACUGGAGAUCUUGUGACAUGAGCGACCCUUUUCUGGCGUGGACUCCCACCACUCAGACAGGCUCUGAGUGGAACUUUGCACAAACACUCUGCACUCUUGUAGCAUUUGGACCCUUGUUAAGGAGGGUCACCGUGUUCUGGUUUUCCAUUAAAUGUUAACUUAAUACUUCUA
This is a messenger RNA of Doryrhamphus excisus (bluestripe pipefish), 8330 nucleotides long. The record is from RefSeq and is a predicted model, not a curated record. NCBI's taxonomy places the organism in Eukaryota, Metazoa, Chordata, Actinopteri, Syngnathiformes, Syngnathidae.